Molecule: messenger RNA, 1371 nt
Organism: Suncus etruscus (white-toothed pygmy shrew)
Lineage: Eukaryota; Metazoa; Chordata; Mammalia; Eulipotyphla; Soricidae
Product: keratin, type I cytoskeletal 27
Exons: 8
Coding region: 1-1371 (456 amino acids)
Biological process (GO): intermediate filament organization; hair follicle morphogenesis
Molecular function (GO): structural molecule activity
Source: RefSeq, a predicted model, not a curated record
AUGUCCGUACGUUUUUCUUCUGCCUCCAGACGUCGUGGUUCCUGCGGUGGAGCCAGCUCUGUGCGCCUCUCCAGUGGGGGAGCAGGAAAUGCCUGUGGGGUGCCAGGCAUUGGAAGUGGCUUCUCUUGUGCAUUUGGGGGCAGCUCCUCUGCAGGAAGCUAUGGAGGUGGCCUGGGUGCGGGGAACACUUCCUUUGCCGCCUUCACCGGGAAUGAAAAUGGCCUGCUCUCCGGGAACGAAAAAGUGACCAUGCAGAACCUCAAUGACCGCUUGGCCUCCUACCUGGAGAACGUGAGAGCACUGGAAGAGGCCAACGCUGACUUGGAGCAGAAGAUCAAAGGGUGGUAUGAGAAAUUUGGGCCUGGUUCUUGCCGUGGUCUUGAUCAUGAUUACAGCAGGUAUUUCCCAAUAAUUGAUGACCUGAAGAGCCAGAUAAUCUCUGCAACUACAAGCAAUGCCCAUGUGGUCCUGCAAAAUGAUAAUGCUAGGCUAACCGCUGAUGACUUCAGACUAAAGUAUGAAAAUGAAUUGGCCCUUCACCAGAGUGUGGAGGCUGAUGUGAGCAGCCUGCGCAGGGUACUGGACGAGCUGACACUGUGCAGAACCGACCUGGAGAUCCAGGUGGAAACUCUGAGUGAGGAGUUGGCUUACCUCAAGAAGAACCAUGAAGAGGAAAUGCAGGCGCUGCAGUGCGCGGCCGGAGGCAACGUGAACGUGGAGAUGAACGCGGCGCCCGGUGCGGACCUCACCGUGCUGCUCAACAACAUGCGUGCCGAGUACGAGGACCUGGCCGAGCAGAACCGCAGGGACGCCGAGGCCUGGUUCAAUGAGAAGAGUGCCACCCUGCAGCAGCAGAUCUCCGACGACGCUGGGGCCACCAGCUCUGCCCGCAAUGAACUUACCGAGAUGAAAAGAACUCUUCAAACCCUGGAAAUCGAGCUUCAGUCCCUUUUAGCCAUGAAACACUCUCUGGAGUGCUCCCUCACCGAGACAGAGGGCAACUAUUGCACUCAGCUGGCCCAGAUCCAGGCCCAGAUCAGCGCCCUGGAGGAGCAGCUGCAGCAGGUCAGAACCGAGAUGGAAGGCCAGAAGCUAGAGUAUGACCAGUUGCUGGAUAUCAAGGUUCACUUGGAGAAAGAAAUUGAGACCUAUUGCCAUCUGAUAGAUGGAGAAGAUAGCUCUUGUGUCAAAUCAAAAGGUUAUGGAGGACCAGGAACUCAGAUAAAAGAGUCAACUAAAGCCACCAUGGUUAAAACAAUUGUUGAAGAAAUCGAUCCUCGUGGCAAAGUUCUCUCAGCCAGAGUUCACACUCUGGAAGAGAAAUCCACCAAAGUCAACAAUGUGAAGAUUGAGCAGAGAGUGCCUUCCUGA